AUGGCUCAAACGCUUACUUUCCUGUUCUAUCUCUCUUCAUUCACAUUUCUUUCCAUCGUCCGAGCUGAAGGCAGAGCCCCUCAUGGCCUGGUAUACGAGAACCCGGUGGCGUUCUCUCCAAUGGCAUAUGAUUUCUUCCAUCCAAGAACCCGGAGUCCCAAUGCCGAAGACCCAUGUGGUGCAUCCAAAUGCUCCCCUUUGCCCCUUGCAGCUCAACUGCAAUCUAAACCUGCACAAGAAAGCAAAUACUCCACAACAACUCAGAAAGGUGAGGGGGUUGGUGGGAUUCUGGGAAUUGUGUUUGGCAUCACAUUUGCUGUGUUUUUGGCGAUGGGGGUGUACUAUGUACUACGUACCCGCCUAGCCAACGCAAACCGAGCCAUGUCUGCAAAACCUGGUGCUUGA
This is a messenger RNA of Cucurbita pepo subsp. pepo (vegetable marrow), 405 nucleotides long. RefSeq lists its product as uncharacterized. Lineage: Eukaryota; Viridiplantae; Streptophyta; Magnoliopsida; Cucurbitales; Cucurbitaceae. The record is from RefSeq and is a predicted model, not a curated record.